Messenger RNA from Halteromyces radiatus, 943 nucleotides. RefSeq names its product CWC16 protein. The record is from RefSeq and is a predicted model, not a curated record. Gene Ontology annotation, biological process: mRNA splicing, via spliceosome. Gene Ontology annotation, cellular component: U2-type catalytic step 1 spliceosome. The coding region runs from base 20 to 880 and encodes 286 amino acids. NCBI's taxonomy places the organism in Eukaryota, Fungi, Mucoromycota, Mucoromycetes, Mucorales, Cunninghamellaceae. The transcript is spliced from 3 exons.
UUUUUUUGUCUUUUCAACCAUGUCUGAACGUAAAGUCUUGAAUAAAUACUUCCCUCCCAACUUUGAUCCUUCAAAGAUCCCCAAGCAAAAGAAACCCAAGGAUCUUCAACACAAAGUCCGUCUUAUGGCCCCUUUCUCUAUGCGAUGUGAAAGUUGUGGUGAAUAUAUCUAUAAAGGAAAGAAAUUCAAUGCUAGAAAAGAAACCGUACAAGGUGAAAAAUAUCUUUCUAUUCAAAUCUUCCGGUUCUACAUUAGAUGUCCUCGUUGUUCAGCAGAAAUUACAUUCAAAACGGAUCCAAAAAACAGUGACUAUGUACCAGAAAAUGGGGUGAGCCGCAAUUUUGAACCAUGGCGUGGGGAUGACGGUACAGUGGUGGAAGAAGAACCAGAAGAAGAACAAGAUGCCAUGGCGUCGUUGGAAAGCCGCACGUUGGAUUCUAAACGGGAAAUGGAGAUUAUGGAUGCGCUGGACGAAAUACGAACACGGAAUGCACGUAGUGAACGAGUCAAUGUGGAUGAUGUGUUGGAUCAAUAUUCAAAAGAGGUGAAAGAUCAAGUACAACAACAACUUUCAGCAGAAGCAAAACUGGAUGAAGAAGAAACCGCAGCUGCUUUUCGAUCCGCCGAUGGCGAAACCGUACGCAAAGUCACCACUGCUCCUGUCGAUGCCAUUUCACUUGUACGACAAAAACAACAAGAAGAAGUUAACAAUGACUCAUCUUUUGCCAAACCAUCUGCAUUCAAACGAAAGGAGACUCCAAACAACUUUGGCAUUGUCGUCAAAAAGAAAAAACUGGACAACACUACCAACAACAAGCAUACCCAAUCCAAUGCACUCUCUUCACUAGCUUCAUACGACGACGACUCUGAUUCGGAUUAAUUUAGUUUUAUUUUCAUAUAUUUUAUGUAGACUUGUAAUAAAUAACAUAUUCUUUUACUCAUU